Molecule: messenger RNA, 646 nt
Organism: Bombyx mandarina (wild silkworm)
Lineage: Eukaryota; Metazoa; Arthropoda; Insecta; Lepidoptera; Bombycidae
Gene: mRpS6
Product: mitochondrial ribosomal protein S6
Source: RefSeq, a predicted model, not a curated record
AACUCUACUACUGAAAAUACUGCCAAGACUCCCAACUUAAAAUUCACUCAAUUUGAAAUUAAUACAUCGAAAUUUGUCUUCCAGACUUUAUAUGUAAUAUUCGUAUAAAAAUGCCGACAUAUGAACUUGCUUUAUUGUUACGAAACAUGCCGAAACCUGAAUUAAAAACUUCAUUGAAGAGGAUCUCACAUGCUAUAUUCGAUUGCGGAGGAAUCAUCAGAAACAUAGAAAAUUUAGGAUUUCGACCAAUGCCUUACAAGUCCACUGCACAUGGUAUGACCCACAAAGAAGCCAACUAUUUUAUCUUUAAGAUAGAUACACCCACCAAAGCAGUUAUAGACUUGAAAGAGGAAUACAAAAGAGACGUUGACAUAGUGCGACAAAGAUUUUUCAAAAUCAAAGAAGAAGAAAGAAAAGCUUGUACUUUAGAGGAGGAACUUCUGCCUCCUGCAUAUCGUGAAGAUGUUCAAAAAAUGAUACAGAUCGGUAAAACACAAGUGAAUAGAUUUACAUAUAAGUUUAAAUAUAAUUCUGGUUUAGAUUACUAUCCUUUCCAAAAGUGAGCAGAAAAGUGUAUUGUUUCUUUAAUUGUGCAAUAAAAUAAAUUGAAGUCUAGAUAGCUAUGGAAAUCUAUGUUUUAUUUGAA